Messenger RNA from Spodoptera litura, 929 nucleotides. RefSeq names its product casein kinase II subunit beta (gene CkIIbeta). The record is from RefSeq and is a predicted model, not a curated record. NCBI's taxonomy places the organism in Eukaryota, Metazoa, Arthropoda, Insecta, Lepidoptera, Noctuidae. Gene Ontology annotation, cellular component: protein kinase CK2 complex; cytoplasm. Gene Ontology annotation, molecular function: protein kinase regulator activity.
AUAGACAAUGUUGGCUAUAUUUUGUGUCACCCAUACAUACUAUUGAAAUUCUCUCUCCCUCAUCCCAAGAUACCCUCCCGUCAAGCGUGGCUAAUCAAGGCACGAAAAGGAAAAUGAGCAGCUCGGAGGAGGUGUCAUGGAUUUCAUGGUUUUGUGGACUUCGGGGAAAUGAGUUCUUUUGCGAGGUGGAUGAAGAUUACAUUAACGAUAAAUUCAACUUGACGGGACUAAAUGAGCAGGUGCCACACUACAGACAAGCCCUGGACAUGAUCCUUGACUUGGAGCCUGAUGAUGAUCUUGAUGACAACCCAAACCAGUCUGAUCUUGUAGAGCAAGCCUCCGAGAUCCUCUAUGGAUUGAUACAUGCUCGCUACAUUUUAACAAAUAGAGGCAUUGGACAAAUGUUAGAGAAAUUUCAAGCGGGCGACUUCGGUCAUUGUCCCCGAGUGUACUGUGAAUGCCAAUCCAUGCUUCCACUAGGUCUAUCUGACGUUCCCGGCGAGGCGAUGGUGAAGCUGUACUGUCCGCGCUGCAUGGACGUGUACACGCCCAAGUCCUCGCGGCACCACCACACUGACGGCGCCUACUUCGGGACCGGCUUCCCGCACAUGGUAUUCAUGGUCCAUCCCGAGUACAGACCCAAGCGGCCUGCUUCGCAGUUCGUGCCUAGGUUGUACGGAUUCAAGAUCCACCCGCUCGCAUACCAGAUCCAACAGCAGGCGGCGGCUAACUUCAAGGCGCCGCUGCGGAGUCUCUCGUAUAACAACGAAAUGAAGACUUCGAGUAACAUUCCAAAAUGAUUAUUUAGCCAACGUGUGCGCCGCUCGCAGGGCACGUGACAGGGCAUAGCUCCCUGCAGCGGACUGAGCAAGUGACCUGCGCCGACGCCUCACUUGUACAACCUAUCUGUCUACUACGAGUAACAUUCA